GGAAGCGGGGCAGUCGCCCCCGCUUGGCCCCCCCUUCCUCCGUGGGUGGCUGUGUUUAAUUAUGAUAUUCCUGAACUUGAUAGGUUAAUAUUCUAUCUGCAGUACUUUUUACUAGACUCUGUGUCAAAUUUGACAGCCAAGGUGAACUCAUUAGAUCAAUCGUGGCUGAAGUUUGGAUCAAGCUGAAUAAAAGAGACAAAAAUUUGCCCGAUCAUGUAGUUGGAAUUCAGGAUUGUGUUGAAGACGUCAUGCACUUGUUAGAUGAAGGUUUUCCUGAUGUACGUUAUCUAGUAAUCCAUGGUAUGGGAGGCAUCGGUAAAACAACCCUUGCAAAAGUUGUCUUUAACCAAAUUUCUAGUCGGUUUCAUGGAUGUAGCUUUCUUUCUAAUGUCCGAGAAGCUUCAAAAGGCGGCAACAUUGUUCAAUUGCAAAGGCAAUUAUUGUCAGAAAUUCUUAACUUCAAACUAGUGGAGAUUUCUGAUUCUGAUGUAGGGAUUAACCAAAUUAAAAGGAGAUUCCGUGACAAGAAAGUCCUCAUUGUCCUUGAUGACCUGAAUACAUGGGACCAAUUUGCAAAACUUGCAGAAAAGCGUGAUUGGUUUGGUCAAGGGAGCAGAAUUAUUAUUACGACGAGGGACACAAACUUUUUGCCAAUCGAAGAGGAGAACCAAGAAAAUAGUGUCCCAUUGCAUUCCGAAGAGUUUAAAGUAUAUCAAAUGAGAGAAUUGCACCGUUGCCAUGCUCAACAUCUUUUUUGUAGGCAUGCUUUCAGAAUGGAUUCACCUCCACAUGAUUAUGCUGAUAUUUCUUGCGAUAUCAUUUGCAAAGCUAGUGGACUUCCUUUGGCUCUCGAGGUUAUCGGUUCCUCUCUUUAUUGCAAAAGUGAACGAUUUUGGAUAGACACAUUAAAGAAAUUAAAUUUAGUUCCCAAGCAAGAUGUCCUUGACAAAUUAAAGAUUAGUUUUGAAAUGCUUGAGGAUGCACAAAGAGAAAUUUUUCUUGAUAUUGCAUGUUACUUUAUUGGUGAAGAAAGAACUCAUCUACAUUAUAUGUGGAAAGCAUUGGAUUUUUUCCCAAGAAGCGAUGUCAUUGUUCUUACCCGUAUGUCUUUGAUAAAGAUUGUCAAUGAUAGAUUGUUGAUGCAUGAUCUCCUCAGAGAUCUUGGAAGAGAAAUUGUUCGACUGGAAGACCCCAAAUUUCCUAAGAACCGUAGCAGACUAUGGUGUCCUAAGGUUGCGUUGGAUGUAGUGCAGACUAGAAAGGGAACAGAGAACAUCAUAGCCCUCAAACUAAUCAGACUUUCCAAAGAGCACGACUUUACAAGUGAUGAGUUUUCAAGGCUCCCUAGCUUAAGGUUCUUGGAAUUAGAGGGGGGAAACUUGGUUGCAGACUUCAAAAAUCUUCUCUCGAGUCUAAGAUGGCUCUCUUGGCACCGUUGCCCUUCAAAGUUGCAGGCGGUCAAUCUAUAUAUAUGGAACUUAACAGUGCUUAAGCUUUUGGACAGCAACAUUCCAGAGAAUUGGAAUGGAUGGGGCUCAUUCUUGGUGAAUCAUGACUUGAAAGUAAUACAUCUCAUGAGAUGUCAUCUCUCAAGAACUCCUGACUUCUCAACAUGCUUGAAUUUGAAGAUACUAGUUCUUGAUGGACAUUGUCCAAAGUCAGUACAAAUUGGUAGCUCUAUCAGUAAGCUAGAGAGACUAAAGCACUUGGAAAUAAUUGCAGCCCAAGUUCAGCUACCAAGGCUGUCAACAGGCUUCCAUUUUGACUUGUUCACAGUGCCUCCUGCAAUAUGUGAUCUAAAAUACCUGUCAAGUCUAAAGCUAGAGGGGCAGUGUAUGCGGGAGCUUCAUCCAUCUAUUGGAGAGAUGGCGUGCUUGACAUGCUUGUCUUUAAGGGGUUGUCAUCGACUUAGAAAGCUUCCAGAAUCCAUUGGGAAAUUGAGAUCAUUGCUCCUUUUGAAUUUGCUCUACACAAGAAUCAAAGAAUUACCUGAUUCUAUUGGAGAACUCAAAAGGUUGGAGGAAAUGAAUCUAGGAUUCACUCAAAUAAGGGAGCUACCAAGCACCAUUGGAGGACUAAAAUCAUUGCUUGCCUUAAACUUGCAGCGUACAAAGAUUACAGAACUGCCUCCUUCUAUUGGAUAUCUUAUAAGGCUUGAAUGCUUAUUAAUGGCUGGGAGUAAGAUAAAAGAGUUACCGAAGGCCAUAGGGAUGUUGGAGAAUCUUAAAGUGUUGGAAUCCCGCAAUUGUAAAAAUCUGGAUGGGGAAAUCCCAAGCGAGAUUGGACGAUUAUCCUCUUUGGAGGUGCUAGACGUAUCAGGUAGCAAGGUAAGCAGGGUGCCAACCACCAUUAAUCAGCUGGCUCGUCUUCAAGAACUUCGUUUUGGAGAUUGUCAUAAGCUUGAAAGGUUGCCGCAACUUCCUACAAGCCUAAAAGUUCUCUGUUUCGGAGCGGGGACUGCGCUUGGCUCCCCUGGACAAACUUUAUCCAAGGGGAUAGGGAAGUCAGCAAAGCUGGAGGAUUGGAAUAUCACAUGGCCCCCUCAGCUUUGGGCACUUAGCAUAUAUUGUGAUGAUCCUCGAUCUCUCAAAAGGCUUCCUUCUAGUCUCUCUCUUCUGGAAUUAAGAGAUGUCCAGUCACCGAUAAAACAGCCAUUCUUUUCCAACUUGAGAUAUUUGAAACAUUUGUCCAGGUUAACACUCUUUAGAUGUUGGUUGAAAGAGAUCGAGUUUGAUCAGUUAGAGAAUCUCCAUUGUUUGAGUGUGGCUGAAUCUGAAUCUCUGGUGAGGCUAUCAGGUCUAUCAAACUUAGGAAAGCUCGAAGAGCUAACAGUGAGGAGUUGCUCACAGCUAAUCGAGAUUCAAGAUAUAGAAGAAUUGCAAUCGUUGAAGGAAUUAUUAAUUAGGAAAUGCAGCUCCAUAAAAAGGUUACCUAGUCUAUCAAAACUAUAUAAGUUGCGGACGCUGCACCUCUUUAACUGUGAAUCACUGCAAUAUUUGCCUGAUGUAUCAAAUGCAUGUCAUCCCUCUGUUCAUGGAUGCCCAAUGUUAGGCGAGUCUAGUGACGACGGAUGCGAAUUACGUGUGCGGUUUACUCAGUCAAUCAAACCUAAGGAACAGAAGGAAUUGAAACAAUUGGCAGCAUCAUCAUUACUUUCGGCACCGCGGCUCCAUCGAAAAGGUCUAUUGAUCUAUCAAAAUCUUGAGGUGUAA
This is a messenger RNA of Eucalyptus grandis, 3212 nucleotides long. RefSeq names its product disease resistance protein RPV1. The transcript is spliced from 3 exons. Gene Ontology annotation, molecular function: ADP binding. The record is from RefSeq and is a predicted model, not a curated record. The coding region runs from base 249 to 3212 and encodes 987 amino acids. NCBI's taxonomy places the organism in Eukaryota, Viridiplantae, Streptophyta, Magnoliopsida, Myrtales, Myrtaceae. Gene Ontology annotation, biological process: defense response.